AUGGCUUCUCAUCUGACUCUUCUUCAUGCUCCUCCUUUUUCAGUUCCCACUAAAAACUGUCAUUCCAAAUAUACUACCUUAAAACCACUCAAACCCACCACCAAUUUUCCUUCUUUCUUUCAUUGUUCUUCAAUAACAUCACAAAGAGGAACUUGUUCGUCACUGAUUGCUUGUUCCUCUUUAAAUGGUAGAGGGCCAAAUGAUUCAGUGGAUGAUGGUGUUAAGAGCGUGGAGCAACUUGUUGAAGAAAAACAACGAGCUGAAUUGUCUGCUAGAAUUGCCUCAGGAGAAUUCACUGUCAAACAGGAAUCUGGUUUACCUUCUGGGUUAAAGAAGAGUUUGUCAAAUUUGGGAGUGCCCAAUGAGAUUCUGGAGUUUUUAUUUGGUCUGUAUCCCAAAAUUCCCGAGGCAAAAGGGUCGAUUAAAGCCAUUCGAAGCGAGGCUUUCUUCAUUCCCUUGUAUGAACUUUUCAUCACAUAUGGUGGGAUUUUCAGGCUUAAUUUUGGUCCAAAGUCCUUUCUGAUAGUAUCGGAUCCGGCUAUUGCAAAACACAUAUUGAAAGACAAUGCGAAGGCUUAUUCUAAGGGUAUCUUGGCUGAGAUCUUGGAUUUCGUAAUGGGGAAAGGGCUUAUCCCAGCUGAUGGGGAAAUAUGGCGAGUUAGACGGCGUGCUAUAGUUCCAGCAUUGCAUCUGAAGUUUGUAGCAGCUAUGAUUGGCCUUUUUGGACAAGCUACAGAUAGGCUUUGCCAGAAGCUAGAUACUGCUGCAUCUGAUGGAGAAGAUGUUGAGAUGGAGUCACUUUUCUCUCGAUUGACGCUGGACGUCAUUGGCAAAGCAGUGUUCAAUUAUGAUUUUGAUAGUUUAUCAAAUGAUACUGGUAUAAUUGAGGCUGUUUAUACCGUACUGAGAGAAGCAGAAGAUCGAAGUGUUUCUCCGAUUCCCAUCUGGGAUAUCCCAAUAUGGAAAGACAUAUCCCCACGUCAAAGGAAAGUUGCUGCAUCUCUCAAGCUUGUCAAUGAUACACUUAACAAUCUCAUCGCAAUAUGCAAGAGAAUGGUGGAUGAAGAAGAGCUACAGUUUCAUGAAGAGUACAUGAAUGAACAAGAUCCAAGUAUUCUUCACUUCUUGUUGGCAUCCGGAGAUGAUGUUUCAAGUAAGCAACUUCGUGACGACUUAAUGACAAUGCUCAUUGCGGGACAUGAAACAUCGGCCGCUGUUUUAACUUGGACCUUCUAUCUUCUUUCAAAGGAGCCUAGUGUCGUGUCGAAGCUCCAAGAAGAGGUUGACUCGGUACUUGGUGACCGGUUUCCAACUAUUGAAGACAUGAAGAAACUCAAAUAUACAACUCGGGUGAUUAACGAGUCGUUGAGGCUUUAUCCACAACCACCUGUGUUGAUUCGUCGCUCUCUUGAAAAUGACGUUCUUGGAGAAUAUCCUAUAAAAAGAGGAGAAGAUAUCUUUAUAUCUGUCUGGAACCUACACCGCAGUCCAACCUUGUGGGAUGGUGCUGAUAAAUUUGAACCGGAAAGAUGGCCGUUAGAUGGACCUAACCCUAACGAGACGAAUCAAAAUUUCAAAUAUCUUCCAUUUGGUGGAGGACCGCGGAAAUGUAUAGGGGAUAUGUUUGCUUCAUACGAGACUAUAGUAGCCCUUGCAAUGCUUGUUAGUCGGUUCAAUUUUCAAAUGGCGGUUGGAGCUCCACCGGUUGUGAUGACUACAGGAGCCACAAUUCAUACAACACAAGGAUUGAAUAUGACUGUAACGCGCAGAAUAAAACCUCCGAUUGUGCCCUCGUUACAGAUGUCGACAUUGGAAGUGGAUCCGUCCACGAACAUUACUGAUCAAGAGGAAAUAGGUCAGAAAGGCCAAGUUUAUCAGGCUCAAAAGUCUUGA
This is a messenger RNA of Vicia faba (fava bean), 1893 nucleotides long. NCBI's taxonomy places the organism in Eukaryota, Viridiplantae, Streptophyta, Magnoliopsida, Fabales, Fabaceae. The record is from the annotation of a GenBank genome assembly.